UCCUCGUCGUUGCCGCUCCAUCGCUGUUCGCUGUUCGCUGUUCGCUCUUCAUAUCUCUGUACAUCUCUGUACAUCGCCUACUCGAAAUAUGUUGGGGCUUAGGGCACUAAUACGUUAUGCCGCAGUGGCCAUGGUAAUGGACUUGGCCAUGGCCACUGACGAUGAUGAACCCAGGAUGUCUAUCAUGCCCAUCAAAGUCACAAAGACAUCGCAAGUGGCCCCUUCGCCCAUUUUUGUCACUCUUGGGCCAAUAUCGUCCACGACAGCAACAACAACCAGAAGGCCCUUACUCUCAGGAUGGAAUUCUACAAUCACCACGGCCAUCACACCCUCGGGUAUCAAGCCAUCCGGCAUGUCAUCUGCUGGGGUGGAUGCCGACGACUUUUCUUGGGAAUUCCCUGCGACCACAGAUCGUGUCGUGUGCCCACCAUCUCCAGUUUACACCAUUACUGCGACAUCUACGUACAAUGUCCAAGUUCCGGUGGUGCCGUGGAUCUAUCAACAGGAAGAUGGAACCAAUGUGACCAGUUUCAACACAGAAGCGCCCGCCACAACGCCCUCCGCCGUGGUAGUAUGCGAUGACGAUACCCCAUGUACGACUCCGGAGAGGCAAUUCUGGUGCUUGGCCGCCACUCCCAUCUUGAGGCCCAUUUCAGCUCUGUACCUGGUCAGCUCUGUGUGGACAGAACCCGCGAGAUUCGUCCCCACGGCAAGCAUGGGAGGUGCUCAAUUACCAGGUGUGACAGCUGCCCCCGGGAACUUAGGACGCCCCGUCCCAGAACCUCAGCGACCUCCCCCAGCGACCUUUGCCCCGCAAACCACCGCACCCCCUGCGUCACCGCCAGCUCAAGUCACAAAUCCCUCGGUGGGAGCUCCCCAAUCUCCUCCACAGGUCAUUAGCGACAGUCCUAUCGGUCCUAUUUCCGCGAACCCCUCAGGACCGGGUGUUAUUCUGCCCAUCCAAGCCGGUGCUCCCCAAGCCGGCUCUCCCCAAGCUGGUUCCCCUCAAGCGGGUUCUCCUCAAGCGGGUUUUCCCCAAGCAGGCGCUUCUCCAGUCAUCCUCCGUCCAGGAGCAGCAACUACCAUCAACAACAUUCCCAUCUCCCUCGACGCCCAGGGCAAAAACCUCCAAAUAGGCACCCAAACCUUUGCCGCGCCUCAAGCUGCCAACAACGCUCCCAACCCAACAGCCGGCCCCGUUGUCCCUAUAGCAGUCCUCCCCUCCAACGCCGGAGUCCUCCUUUCAAACGGCAAAACUUUGGCCCCGGGAUCUUCCACCGUCCUCGCAGAUGGAAGCACUAUAUCACUUCCCGCCCAGGGCUCCCCACAAGCUACCGCAGGCGUCAUCAUCACAUCCCCACCCAACAACAACAAAAACAUCAACCCCAACUCAAACGACCCCGAAAUCCAAGUCCAAGCACAACAGGAGCAAGGCCAGCAACAGACCCGCACAAUCCCCCUCUCCGCCCUCCCAACAAGCUCCCCAAUCACCCUCCCCAACGGCAUCACCCUCCUCCCAGGCAUCCCCACCACCAUCGCCGGCGUACCCGUCUCCCUCAGCCCCGAUGGCUCCGCCGUCGUAGUCGCAGGAUCCACGAUCCCCUUGUCUUCUUUCGCGUCCGCGACAGCCGCUGCUGGUGCUGCUGCCACUGCUUCCGCAUCGCCAAACGGCAUCGCAGGAUCCGCCAACGAUAUCCUGGGCAGUGCAGUUCUAAGCGGGAUCAGCAGCGUUGCAGCGACCGCUUCUACUGCGCGGGUCAGCGCGACUGCGGUCUCUGCGCAGCAGCAGGAGCAAGAUGUCGAAACGACGACGGCGACGGCGGCGCAAAGCGAUUAUUCCAUGCAGUUUAGGUCUAAGACUAAGACUGCUGGGGUUCCUGAGGCGUCGGGUGCGGGGAAUGCGGAUGGGCAGGACGGACAGGACGGGAAUACUUCUGGCGCUGCGUCUGCGUCGAGAUGGAGUAGCGGCGCUUUUAGGGUCGGGGUUGGUGCUGUCGUUGCUUUUGCCGUUGGGCUGUGA
Periconia digitata is the source of this 2020-nucleotide messenger RNA. The record is from the annotation of a GenBank genome assembly. NCBI's taxonomy places the organism in Eukaryota, Fungi, Ascomycota, Dothideomycetes, Pleosporales, Periconiaceae.